Molecule: messenger RNA, 222 nt
Organism: Parnassius apollo (apollo)
Lineage: Eukaryota; Metazoa; Arthropoda; Insecta; Lepidoptera; Papilionidae
Source: the annotation of a GenBank genome assembly
AUGGAAGAGGAUGACACGGGUGGUACGGAGCGGCAGCUCAUCGAGGAUGAGCUCGCCAGGAAGCAAGCUGAGCUUGAGGAACUGGAGCAGAUGCGGCGAGAGGCUGGUUUUACACCGCGCACCUCGCUGCGCCGCACCCCCCGCAAGGGUUUAGCACACCCUCAGUUCAACAAAGCACCUCUACUGCUGCAGCUUCUAUACCGACGGCCAAAAGGGUGUUAA